This is a messenger RNA of Microbotryum saponariae, 10017 nucleotides long. NCBI's taxonomy places the organism in Eukaryota, Fungi, Basidiomycota, Microbotryomycetes, Microbotryales, Microbotryaceae. The record is from the annotation of a GenBank genome assembly.
AUGCCGGAUCCGCCCGGCGCCGAUGCGCCCCCGCCCGAGGACCUAUUGGGUGGUAAUGGCGCGAGUGAUUCAUCACUCAACACGCAAACGCGUGAAGCGGUCACUGGAGGAACCGCGAAUCCUCCAGCUUGGUCGCCCGAGGCAACUCAGGUCCGGUUGGACCAUGAGAAGCUGAUGAAGAAGACCUUCCAAGUGCUCGGGAUUGUUCCCUCCAGCAAGUCGACCCGCCGACUGAUGGUCCUGAUGCACGACGCCUCGACCCCGCCUUCGCAGGCGCCAGCGCUCGCACGAGCCGCCCAAAGAGCGGUGCGAAACGACGCAGCCCCGGCCUCCAAUGUGAUUCGAGUCAUUAUGGAUGGUCCUGGAUCACCCAGAGGUCCUGUACAGACCGCGCUGCGCAAGCACUUUGGAUUGGCCGAGACGCCGUUCAUGUUCGCGCGGCCCGAGGGCGUCGUGCUUGACCCCGAGGUCGAGAAGCUUUUCUCGAAAUGCGUGAAGCUGAACCCGAUUGUGACGAAAGCCACGAAGAGGUUCCCGAUCGCUCGUCACAUAUACGAGCUUGUAUUCGAAUCCGAGCAAGCUUGUCUUGAAGCCGCUUCAGUGGGCCCAUUCCCCUACCACGGCAAGGAGAUGGUUACCGAGCUCCCCAGCGCCUCUCCCCUUAACCACGUCGUGCAGGUGCGAUUCACCUUGCCCUCCUCCUCCAGCGCGAUCCCCGCUUCCGUGCUCCGAAAAUCUCUCGAUGAUGCUAUCACCCUUUCGUUCGGCCGCGCAGGUCGCACGCAAGGUUAUACCCUGAUGCAAUUACAGCGGGGCCUCGCGGUCGAUCCGAAUGGCGAUCCGAUGGCCAUGACCGAAGACGGGUUCCACUGCGCGUACCUUCGCUUACAUGCUGAUCUUUUCCAAGGCUCCAUCGAGACGCAGAAGGCCGCGCUCAACGCCGCUUUGCCACAAGAGAUCGAGAUCCUGGGCGCCAAGUACGGCUUGCGACACGAAUUCGAGACGCACUACUGCGCGGUGUGCGAUCGCGCCGGACACCAGUGGGGUGCUUGCAGGAAGCCGGUUUCGACUCCGGCCACCGCCGCCCCUGUUCCGGGGGCCUCGACCUCGACUUCGACUUCGACUUCGACCACCGGCUUCCGAGUUGCUGGAAAGAAUGGGAAGCACGGUGGGCCUGCCGCAUUGAACUCUCGUGUCUCUGGCGCGAACAUGAUCCAGCUGGGACCUCGUGCUAACCCCGCAGGUGCAGUAACCGCCAACAAGGACGACGCGAACGACGGCGACGACGAGUCGGUCGUUUCGACCGAACCGGAGGGCGGCGACACUGGGGAAGAGACGUCGACGCGUGCGACCCUGGGCUCAACAAAGGAGACGCAGACGACGAUGGCGGCGCCCGUUUCGACCCCGACCUCUCCUUCGCCUUUGUCCGGUGGCACGUCGGGAUCAUCGGCAACCUCGACAACCUCGAUAGCCUCGACGAGUCCUCGACGCCUUCGUUCGAGCUCGGCACCCGGCAACCGACGUGUCACCCGGGCGGGAUCCGCCAUGAUCCUCGGUGCAUCAGGGGGUGAUGGCUCAGGGGGCAACAGUUCAGGGGGUCACAGGUCCGAGGUGACCGAAUUCGAGGGGGGCGGCGCUGAACUGAUUUAAUCAUGAUUGAGUCACUCACCGUGUUGACGUUCAACGUCCGAUCGAUGAAGAACGCAGUCAACCAAGUCAAAAUCAUCCGUUAUCUCAAAACCCUUCGGCCGGCCCCUGCGGCCAUCCUCCUGCAAGAGCACCACCUCAGCUACAACGCGUCGCGCGAAGGCUUCGAGAGUGCUUGGCCGGGGGCUUGUAUUCGUUUCACUCCUCAUGUCCUUACCCUCAUACCCGAUGGCUCACCUUUGGCGGGCCAUCUCCUUUCCUCUACCCCGGUCGUCUUUGCAGGAGCUCCUCGUUUCGACGGUCGGAUUCUGCGCUCGGUGUUUCGUCUUGAGGAGCUCGAUGUCGAGAUCAUCAACAUGUACGCGCCGGUGCAGGAGGACGAUCGUCGCGACUUUUUCGGGCUUCUGCACUUCAGCGCCCCGAGACCCAAGACUCUUCGGAUCUUGGCCGGCGAUCUCAACGAUUGUCCGGAUGUAUCGGUCGACCGAGUGUCCAUCACCGAUCGCGCUUGGACUCCUGUAUCGCACUGGCAGACCUUGCUGUCAAAGAUCGCGUUCAAGGCACUCGACACGGUCCGACAUGUCCAUUCUUGCACCCCUGCAUUCACUCGUCCUCACUACCGUGGUAGAGGGGAAGAGCGAAAGAUUUGCUCGUGGUCGCGGAUCGACUAUAUUCUUGUCCAAUGCAGUUGGGCGAACCGGUUGUUGAGCGCUUCUACGCUCUUCGAUGCGCCCUGUUCGGACCACAGACCUGUAGUUGCGACUUUCGCUUUGCCUACAUCGAACGCUGAUGCCGAACCCCCCCUUUCUCUUCCCUCCACGAGCGAUUUCAUUUCGAGGCUCAACCCAAUGGUCUUUGACGAUCAAGACUUUGUCGCAUCGAUUCCCGGCGUCGUCGACGAGGUCUAUCGAAGGCUCGAGGGGACCGCUCCGCUCGGCGACGUCUAUGACGCCGCUCUGCGGGCGGUUGCAGUCGCUGGCCAUGCACGAUACCGCUCGACUCGUGCCGACAUGCGCCGACUGCGGGCCGAGAGCCAAUCCGUCAUGGAGGCUUUGGAGGCACGCGGUGAGCACAUGAAUGAGGCCGAGCGCGAUGUGUAUGCUCUUGCCAAGUCGCGGUUGGACCAGUUGGCGGUAAAGGAGGCUCAGUGGCUGCGCAUUCGUGCGCAUGUGCCGUCAGUCGACUCGAGGGAAGGUCAAUCGGCAAGCAUUCGCACGCGCCUCAACCGCCGGAGUCGCCAGACGAGCAUCGUCUCGCUGGAGGAUGUGGAUGGCACCGAGACCGUUGACAUGCAGGAGGCGCUGGGUAUUGCUUCACGGCACGCGCAGUCGCUCUUCACGCCGGACCCAGCUCGUGGCGACCCGACGAACGCACGCCGGUCCCUGCUCGACCCUAUUCGCGCAGCGAAAUGCUACGAUGACGACCGCUCGGACCCUACGUUCGGUCGUCGGCUGCCUCGUCAAGCGAGAGUGGCGCUUGACGAGCCCUUCACCCUCCUCGAGGUUGAAGCGGCGUUGAAGAAGACGGAUUCGGGGCGAUCACCGGGGCCCUCGGGCAUUCCGUACGAGCUCUUCAAGGCGCUGCCAACCUACUUUGCUCCCAAGCUGUUGGACUUGUUCAACUCGAUUUGGGAGGGCGGCAAAAUGACGGCGUCCUUGGCAGAGGGGCUGGUGCGGCUCUUGCCCAAGAAUAAACCGGGGGCCAAUCUGAAAUCACUGGGGGCAUACCGACCGAUCACAUUGCGCGAGACGACCUACAAGGUCCUCAGCAAGGUCUUGGUGGCGCGACUCAAUGGGGUGCUCGGCGAGCUUUUGCCGCCGGCGCAACACGGUUUCAUGCCAUCAAGACGUUCAGCGGACGCGGGAAGUCAUCUCACUCUCCUUCUCGAAAAACUCAAGUCGCUAGGCACUGAUGUUUUCCCCGAGGGCGCCCUCUUGUCUUUGGAUCAGCAGAGCGCGUACGAUCGGGUCGAUCACGCCUGGAUCUUCGAGGUCUUUGAGGCCUUUGGGUUCGGUGAGCGUUUCAUCUCGCUGCUGCGCGCUCUCUACGAUCCCGAGACUCUGGGGGUGCGCUACCUUGUCAAUGGGUUCCCCACGGACUUGGUGCGGUUGCUGUGUGGUCUCGGUCAGGGGGAUCCCCUCUCGUGCCCGGUUUGGAACAUCACGUUCCAGCCCUUCCUCGACGCCCUCGUUCGGCGCGGGAUCGCGCUCGACCUGCAGAAGGUGUGGCCAGGGGGGCCGCGUGCGCAGCUUACGCAUCUGGCGUUUGCCGACGAUGCUGUGGUGGUGGUGGAGUCACCGGCGGCAUUGUCGAAGCUGCAAACGCUGUCGCAGACGUGGUACGAGGCUACCAACGGGAAGACCAACACGGACAAGACGCUGGUGCUACCACUCGGACCGAACUGGCUUCGGGACGAGACUGCGCAGGCGCUGCCAACGGUGCAGGAGGGGGAGAGCUUCAAGUGGUGCGGCUAUGCCUUCUUUCGCCACGGUGACUCGAAACUGUUUUGGACCCAUGUUCUUGACAGGAUCAAGGCCAAGGCCCGCACCGCUCGAGACCGGACACUUUCGCCGAGUGGGAAGGUUUUCUAUGCCAACGCUCACAUCAUCUCGACGGUCCUCCACGUGCUGUCCUUCGACAUACCGCCUCAAUGGUUCAUUAAGGCGGCGGAGACGGCACUUACGGACUUUGUCUGGGGAGGAGCAGGGCGAAAUACCGUCGCUCGCGAUUUCGUGUUCCAGGCUCGGGAGGACGGUGGCUUGGGUUUGAUUUCGAUUGGCGACAUCGUUCAUUCGGUGGCGCUUCGAUUUUGGGAUGCUGUGGCGGGCUCGGACGAGGCGAUCUGGGCGCCCCUAGCUCGCGAGAGCUGGAGGUCCCUCGUCGCUGCGACCCGCGAUUUCAGUCCGUGGGGGUUCUUCAGCAGCACGGCUCGGGUCGAGAAGCUGUAUCGCGACUCGACGCGCUGGGGGGCAGUCGUUGCAGCGGCCAGGGUCACAGUUCCAACCAUCAAGUCCGAACUCCUUACGCUUCCCGAAUUGCUCUCGCUUCCGCCUCGCCUCCCUUCACUCUAUGCUGAAGGUGCCCAGCACGCAUAUGACGAUGCGGACGCGGUGGCGAAGUUUGCGCAGAUCGCGGACCUGUACUGGAGGGACGAAGGGAAGGGAUGGGCUCUGGUUGGUCAUCGACGCGGGUUCUGGCAGCACUCUAAGGAACCCGCCCUACAGCACGAGCACGUGUGGUCGCGCGUGGGUCAGUUGCUCAAGGCGAAAGCGUUGCUGCCCAAGACCGCGUUGCGACCUGCUCGGAUACCUCUCAAGGAGGCUCCCCGUCCUCGGUGCUUCAACUUCUUUGGGCUCUCCCGACCUUUUACGAUUCGCAAGCUUCGUCGGCUUGUGAACAAGGUGCGGUUCCCAGGGAGGGAGGACCGUGUCAAGCGUUUCCCUGAUGGGACUUCUCAGAGCGAUAGGAAGCGCUUCUGGAGAUGGCUUCAUGACCGGUUCGCAUCUGCUGUCGAGCAGGACACCCACUGGCGGCUCAUGUAUGACGUGACGCCGACGCGCAAGAGGCAGCAUACUCAGGGUCAUGCCUCUUCGCCGACGUGUCUGUUCUGUGGCAACGAUGCAGCGGUCAUCGAGACGGUGUCCCACUACUUUUUCGAGUGCGCGUACUCGACCAGCUUCUGGGGUGGGGUGCUACGCAUUCUGCUUGACAAGCUCGGCAUCGAGGAUACCGACGUCGAUCCGUCGACGUUCACUCCGGAGCAGCUGACUAUGGGGCUCCCCCUUUUGCGGGGUCGUGGGAGAACGACCUCGAAAUGGAUGUGGGUUCGGCUGGCCUGCGCGAUCGGUUUCCAGCGGCUGCACCUGCUCCGCUGGCGCGUUCAUCAGCGGUUCGAGCUGGACAACGUCGUGGCCUCUCCCUCGCUUCCCAGUGCGCUCAGAGCGUUCGAGCGAGAUUUUCUCUCUCGAGCGGGCUUUGUGCCUGGGGCUCGAGAUUGGGAGGUGUGAUGACCGAGUUAAGUCCUUCCUUCCCAUUUUCCUCCCCUGCUCUCUCUCCCCUCCUUUCCUCCCUUCCUUUUCGGAGGUCGACUUUUCUUUCAGAAGCUGACUGUCUUGAAACUUGUUGCGCAGUGGAAGGCUGCGCACCUCUCCCUCUCUCUACUUUGUGCAGUAGCGGUUUUCGUUCUUGGAUGGAUCGGCAAGCCGGGUCGAUCGUCGUUGCGUUGGAGGCUUUGUGAAGUUCUCCCCUCUCUUUCCCCCCCUUUCUCCCUUCUCUUCCUCAUCUCGUUCCUGUUGCUCGGUUGUUGACUACGCUUCAGCCACUUCUCCUUUUAUUCCUAAGCCGUGUGUUGGAUUCCGUCGAAUAGAUCGUUCGUUCGCGUUGGUCAAGAUCUACGGCAUGGAUCGGGAAGAAAGGUCGCUCGUUUUUUUGGUCAAUAUCCUCGCGUCAAGGCGAGGCUCGUUUCGUUGUAUUGGAUCGUUUUCGCUCGGCCCUGACGGCUCAACAGCCAGCACUCGAGACUCAGCCAAGGGAGGACAUCAGGCGCUGUCGGGGUGACGAGUAGCUGGGGCUUGGCUGCGGCCUGUCAGUCCCUGGGGACCUCUAGCUCUGGCUUCGACCCCCUCCCUUGGCCCCUCGGGUGUGUUCCCCUCCUCCUCCCCUCCUCUCUGUCUUAGUAUUCCUGGUUCUCCGUGUUUCCAGUCGUGAAUUUUUGUUUAUUCUCCCCUUUUCUUUCUCUAGGCGCUCUUGCCUGGUUUUCGAGUAUCUUCGCUCCCGCUCUUGGGACGUGAAGCGGCAGCAGUACUCACCGCCCGUUGGAGUCCGCGUUAGGUGCUCGGCGGGUUUUGAUCUGCGCAGCGCUCUUUGCGCGCAGGGGUUUGACUUUCACCCAAUUGCUUGCCGUCGUUGCUUUAUAACCUCUUUUAGCUCUUUUUCUAGCGGUCCCAGCCAACCCGAAGGAUUGCAAUUUAUGAGCCCCAGUAAUAAAAUAAAAAAAAAAAAAAAAAAGCCUCGACGAUCUACGACUAUCCCAAGGAUCUUUCCGAUCACCGACCGGUCUUGAUCGUACUAGCUCUCUCAGACGAUCUUGAUGCGGCUCUCCCACAGCUCAGCCUACCUACCACAUCCGACCAACUACAUCGAAUCAAUACCACAACCUUCAAGACGGUGGAAUUUCAGCGGAUGAUGGAAGGAUGGUUGGAAGGGGCAAGCGGGGAGGAUCCGGUGCGAGAGCUUGAGGAGGUUCUGGAGGCGUGCAGGGACAGGGGUGGGGAGAUGGCGAGGAGGCUGCAUCGGGAGCGGACGGAACGGAUGGAGUAUUUGGUGGGGAGGGUGCAGGAUCUGGAGGCGUUACCGGUAUGGGGGGAGGCGGAAACGGCAGAAUGGACAAGGACGUCCGAGGAACUCAAGCGGGCGGUCGAGGAGCGCGCGCGCCUACUCCGGAUCCGAGCCCACGUCCCCGAGAUCGCUUCCGAGGAACGACUGUCGCGGCCGGUCCACGCCAAGCUCGCGGCGCGGAACUCGGACUCCAAGAUCACAGCACUGCGCUUGGGCAACGGAGAGCUAACGCAUGACAUUGAUGUCGCUCUUGACCACACGCAGGCGCAUUUCCAGCGCCUCUACCACAUCGAGCCUCGUGAUCCGGAACGCGUCGACCGACUUCGGGACGAACUCCUCGUGCCGAUCAGGGCGGCACGGACUUGCGACGACCCGCGCUCAGAUCCGCUCUUUCUGCGCCGACUCUCGGAAGCGCAGAUUGAUCUCCUCCAGCAACCCAUCACCGAGGACGAGGUCGUGGCCGCGAUCGGGACGACGCACCCGGGGCGAUCGCCGGGCCCGUCGGGCGUGCCUUACGAACUCUAUCAGACCGCACCGGAGGCGUGGUCCAAGGUGCUGACCAAGGCCUACAACGCGAUGAUCGAGCGCGGUUCACUCUCUCCCAAGCAGGGCCAGGGACUCGUGCGCCUCAUCUUCAAGCGCCACAAGAAGAAUGCCGAUCGCGCCGAACUCUCGUCGUAUCGCCCCAUCACCCUGCGCGAGUGCGAUUACAAGAUUUUUACCAAGGUCUACGUCGCCCGAUUGAACCAAAUUCUGCCCGAUCUCCUCCCGCCGCAGCAGCACGGCUUCGUCAAGGACCGCCGAUCGGCCGACGCUGCACUACACCUUCGUCUCCUGAUCGAGGAACUUGGCGCGCGCAGGACCGAGUUCCCCGCGGCCGCGCUCUUGUCUCUUGACCAAUCAUCCGCCUACGACCUCGUCGAGCAUGACUGGAUCUUUGCCAUUUUCGACGCUCUGGGCGCUCCUACCACCUUUCUUCGCGUGCUGAGGAUGCUCUACUCGGGUGACUCGACCUCGGCGCGCUACAUCAUCAAUGGGUUCCUGACGGCGCCGGUGCGACUGACGUGUGGGCUCGGCCAAGGGGACCCGGCGUCAUCGUCGGUCUGGGACAUCGUGUUUCAGCCGUUCCUGGAUGCUCUACACCGUCGAAACAUCGCGCUGAAUCUCUCCAUACCUGCACUUCAUCCGUACCCACAGAGCCGCGCCAUUACAUCACUUGCAUUUGCCGAUGACGUUGUCGUCGCCGUCGCGGGCUUGGAGUCACUCAACUUGCUCGAUGACCUGGCGCUCGACUGGAGGCAUGCAACGAAUGGCCGGCUCAACACGGACAAGACGGUCGUCCUACCGAUUGGACGUCGCUGGGACCCUGGGGAACGGCCAAUCGUCGUCAAGGCCGCAGGCGAGUCGCUCGAGUGGAUCGGCCUCCCCUUCGACCCCAGCGGCGACACCGAACUCGCCUACGCGAAUCUCAUCGAACGGCUCGAGGCGACGCUGGAAGCGGUUCAGCAUCGCUGGCUCACGCACCACACCCGUGCCUUUUACGUCAAUCGGUACGCCAUUCCCAAGAUCCUGCAUUUCCUUGCAGCCGACAUCCCGCCGCCCGAAGUCGUCAAGAAGCUCGAUGACAUGCUCGUCGAUUUCGUCCGUGGGGGCAAGGGCAGGACCAGCUACGGCAGAGACAUUGUGUUCACCGCCAAGAACAAGGGGGGACUCGGGGUGAUAAGGAUGCGGGACGUUGUGGACGCGGUUGCGGCACGGCUCUGGGACGUUCUUCUCGGCGGUUCCGGCGCGAUUUGGCAAGGACUUGCGCGCGCAUCACUCCAGCGAGCUCAGCCCGACCUCGACCUGGCCACCGAUCUCUGGCCACAUCCAUCCACUCCCAUCCCCAACGACCUUCAUCCCCGAUGGCACGCCGCACUGGGCGUUCCGAAACUUCACGACGCGCAGGUCAACCCGAGGGCCUUGACCACCGCGAACUUGCUCGCGCUGCCCACCCUGCUCGGCAGCCUCCACACCCCCAUCAGAGGGAGACAGACCAUCGACGCGGUUCAUGUACCUGACUACCUUCGUCUCCAGGGCUACCCGAAGGUGGCGGAUCUCUAUCGACGCGAGUUGUAUGCGGGUGGGGGGUUUCACCUCUGGACGCCGCCGGCGGAUGUGCUUGGCGACAACAGCGAGUACGAUCGACGCGGGCUCCCGCAGCGACUGGCAAUCGCGGCCUGGUACCGGUUCACUGUCGAUCGACACAAGAACACCCCCUUGGCGGCGGCGGUGGCGGCGGGACGACUCAACGUGCCUCCCCGGAUCGGCACCAGCGCACCGCUCGAGGCGAUCAUCCCCAAGCCCGUGGCCCGCUUCGCAAUGGAGCAGCGCCUUCCGGACCCGGUGCUUCCACAACAGGCGAGCCAGUAUACGCUGCUGAACAUGGCUCGCCCCUACACAGUCCGUCGCAUCCGCCGGGUCCUGAACGCGAAGGCAUUUACCAACAUGCUCGGGCUCAAGGGACCACCGCAGCCGGACGACCUCAGGAGCUUCUGGAAGGCAGUCAACUCGAAGGCACUGACAGCGAGGGAGAGGGAAGUUUGGUUCAAGCUGAUCCUCCGCUUCACCCCGACGCGCAAGCUCCAGCACGAGCAAAAGCACGACACUUCUCCCGCGUGCCUCGUCUGCGAAGCGCCGGUGGACGACACCGAUCACUACUUCUUCGGCUGCUUCGACUCGCGAAACGUCUGGAUCGCGGCGAGGGGCGUGCUCUGCGACGCGCUCGGAUGCGACACGAUCGAGGACGCCGAGUACACGACGCUUCAACGACUCUUUGGCCUCCCCAAGCUCAAGGCCAAGCUCAGCGCACAGGAAGGCGCGGGCAGGACGAUCGAGAUCUUCACGGGGAUGGUUUUGGAGAUGAUCAGCAGUGGGAGAUGGAGGAUGCAGAAGCACGGGACGAGGAUGGAAAGCCUGGAGCGGAGGAGGGUGGUACUGGAGGAGAGGAUGAAGUUGAGGGCGGGGGGAGCAAGGGGCGGGCGAGGGCAGUAG